Messenger RNA from Penicillium maclennaniae, 1440 nucleotides. RefSeq names its product DUF5427 domain-containing protein MTC1. NCBI's taxonomy places the organism in Eukaryota, Fungi, Ascomycota, Eurotiomycetes, Eurotiales, Aspergillaceae. The coding region runs from base 1 to 1440 and encodes 479 amino acids. The record is from RefSeq and is a predicted model, not a curated record. The transcript has 3 exons.
AUGCCGCCCAAGGCAGCCAAACCCACGAGCGAUGAGCUACUUGCUCAGUUCGACAAUCUUGACGUCAAGCCGUCCGACAAGCCCAAGCCCGCAACCGCCCCCGACCAUGCGAAGGCGGACGAGGAAGACCCCCUCGCCGAGCUCGGUCGUCUCAGCUACACAGCGACCCAGCAGUGGCCCCGUGCGACGCUUGAUCGACCAAAUGAGGAGAAGACGUCCGCUCGUCAGUCGGGGGAGACAGGUCGCACUUCUCGCACGGGUGCUAAGCAGGAGCAGCCCAAGCCAGAGCCGGAGAUCUCAGAGCAACAAGAGUCUCAGGGUGGUGGAUGGUGGGGAGGAUUAUUUGCUACGGCUAGUGCAGCCAUGAAGCAGGCUGAGGCCGCAGUCAAGGAAAUCCAGAAUAACGAGGAAGCUCAACGAUGGGCUCAGCAAGUAAAGGGCAACGUUGGAGCCCUCAAAGACUUUGGCGGCGAGCUUCGCAACAUGGCGAUUCCGACAUUCACAAAUCUCAUCCACACUCUUGCCCCUCCCAUUUCAUCCCACGAACGUCUCCAAAUCCAUGUCACCCACGACCUCUCUGGUUAUCCCGGUGUUGACCCGCUGGUGUAUGCCGUUUUCUCGCGUGUGAUGUCCCAAGUCGAGGGUGGUGACCUACUAGUGAUUCAGCGGGGUCAGGAAUCAGCCCCGAAGCGCGGACUCGAUGUCGGCGGCUACAUUUCCAGUGCGGGCUGGAGCGACGGCCCCUGGUGGAGGACAGUCACUCCCGGCACCCCGCGGACCGUUAAUGCAGUGCGCGGUGCCGUUGAGGCGUCCAAAUUGGCCCGUGCUAGUGCUGAGAGCUACGCGACAGAGUAUUUUUCGGCGAAAGGUGGUAUUGAAGAAGCGGCAAAGCUGGCGACCGAGGUGCUGAGCGAGUCCAACCCGGUCCGCAGCAGUGACAUCUUCCUCGCGAUUCAGGCCAUCAGCCAGACCGUCCCGGCCGAUAUGUUCCAGGCCGGCGCAUCAGGCGAGAAGGAAUCCUCCGGCGCUGUUGAGCCUACGGAGCAAGAUGAGGAGAUCACAUUCGCUCUGUACCUCCACGAUCCUAUCCACGGCAUUGCCUUCCAUACCAUUUCCCAGGCAAUUCCCCAGAAGUGGAUUGAGUGGCUUGAUGCAUCUGCACCAGCUGUCGAGGAUGCGGAGUUUGAAGAAGCACAGGUGCCUCGCACAACAGUUCCCGAGGCCAUCGCCGAGAUCAUCGAGAGCGGCGGUGUGGACCCGCGCGAAUGGGUUGCAGAGUGGAUCGAAGAGACACUGUCGUUGGCGGCAGGAGUCGUCGCUCAGCGCUACGUCGCCCGCCGUAUGGGCGUUGGCGAAGGUGGAGUUGGCAAGGGCAAGAUGCGCGCUGAGCAGGCGACUACAGUUGAAAGCGGUGCUGGCGAGGCCGCGCGCGCGAUUUGA